CUCUCUCGCUUGCAGCUCUGCCACCAAAGUGGCGCACAUCGACGACGAUGCCUCCUUUUGAGGAUGCCCCCAAUUUCUAAGCAGGUUGAGUGACAAGCCUAUUGCUCGAGCGCCGCCAUGAUCGCCACGGGCGGCCUGCUGCGCAUGAACCGGCGCCAGGACUCCCUGCGCUCCAAGAACCGCGCCGAGAACAAGAAGAAGCGGAAAUCCAGGAAGAAGAAGAAGAACGACGUGGUGGUGGUGAAGGGCAAACUUAACCUGUGCUCGCCCGCCGGCCUGGUGGCGGCCGUCGGGCUCUUUGUCCUCAUGGUGGGCAUCUCCAUGGCUGUGCUUGGGUACUGGCCCAGCCAGAACCAGCAGCAGUACCAAGAGCGCCGACGGACUGGGGUGCACCACGGCAGGAUGAGUUACUCCCAAAGCCCCAACGCGUCCUCCGAUGCGGACCGAGAUCCCCCCAAGUUGCUGAACCAGAGCCACUCCACCAGCGGCGACAUGGCCCCGUCCCCUGCCCACUGCGGCUUCCUGUGCGACUUCCUGGACAACUACCUGUACUCGGACAACCUCAAAGUCUUCGGACCACUGGUGAUGGGCAUUGGGAUUUUCCUCUUCAUCUGCGCCAACGCAGUCCUUCACGAGAAUCGUGAUAAGAAAACCAAAAUCAUCAACCUGAGGGACAUCUACUCCACGGUUAUCGACCUGCACAGCGUCCGCUCCAAGGAGUACUCUCCUCUCAACGGUUUGGUCAACUACACCCAGUCCAAGAGCGCGGAGGGUUCGUCGGGGGGCCACCCGGCGGGGUGCAGCUCCUGGCCCUCUUCUGCCGGACUGGGCAGUGACGAGGUGUUCCGGCGUCCAUCGCGUAGCUGGUCCAAGGACGUCCAGACCUUCACAGACACGGUGUACAGCAUCUACAAGGACUACAGUAACGGCAGUGAGGAGGCCCCUCGCCCCCGUCAGUGGGACCCCACCUCCAUCGUCACCUCCUCGGUAAACGCCUUCACCCUCCCGGUCAUUAAACUCAACAACUGCGAGGCGGAGGAAGACGUGGUCAUCGAGGCGGCGAACGACCACGAGGAAGCACAGGGCGACGGAGUGAAGACGAGCCCGCCGCGCGAGGACGUACCCGCCGCUGAGCCCCCCCAGUUGUUCCCGCCGUCCCCAGUCGCCAGGGCAAUGGGCUCACGCCUGUCCCUCAACUCACUCACGGACCCACCCAGGUCAGCGCGCCGCUGCAGCCUGUCAGUGACGGCGUGCCACCAGAGCGAGCGGGGCAGGCGCUUCAGUUGCCCCCGCCUGGAGCGCUCUAACAGUAAGGGCUACAUCAAACUCAGCGAUCUCGGGGGCGAGUCCUUCGACGCGCCGGACGCUUCUUUAGGGGGGUACGGCGAGCAGGAAGUAGCAGCGAUGGGCGCGGCGGCGGUGGAGCAGGACGCUCAGAGGGACGAGGGACAGGCCACGCCCAGCACUUCUGCAGAAUCCUAAAGGAAAACCUGAGAAAUUCUCAAAAACCCCUUUCACACCGCUUAACCAUUAAACCAGCAUUUAUUCGGUUCUGGCCUUCGGACAGCGGGAUGUUGAAAUAUUCACAUAGCCGCAGUGGGUUCGCGCAUUCAGUUAAUUAGAUGCGUGGUCAGCAUUAGCAUCUGACAGCGACAUUUGCUUCCAACACAAAAGGAGCGUGGCCAGUGAGUCGCGAGUAUUGGUCCUCACACACAAGCGGCGCUACACCUCGCCGGAAGCUGACAAAUUCUAAAGCCUUCAAAGCUCUCAUAAGCCUCUUUCACACUACUCUCCAGCUGACAAAUUCACAGGUCAACAUCGGUAGAAAAGGCUUAGAUCGCAGCGUUCCGCUAUUCUCUUCACAUAGUUUCCGUCCACCUUUGAUACCAUAAAUCUUAAACCCUUGAAAACUCUUGAGAAGCUCGGCUCACACUUUCAAGGCCACGUGAAACUGGGCAAUCUCGGGGGCGCGUCGUAGCGGCGACGGACCCAGCAGAAAAGGGCUGAGGACGCACGGGGGAUAAGUGAGGCCCAGCGCCUCUGCGGAAUCCAAAAGGACAUCCAGAGAAACCCUUGUAACCCCCUUUCAAGCUGCCCGCUAGUUGAGCCGGCGUUUAUUUGGCUCUGGCUUUCAGAGAAAACGACAUUGUCAUGUCCAUAGUGAGCGUUCACAUUGCCAUUGCGGAAUCACGCAUUCAGAUAAUUAUAUACGUGUUCAGCAUCGAGAAUCUAGGACAUCAAAAACUUUAACACACAGAGGCGGUCUCUUCCCCUAUUCCCUUUCACACAGCUGCCAUUCCUUGUCGGAAAUCAACAAGUUGACUCGGUUGACUCCAACCCUUCCAUCCCGACCUGGUACCUUACACACAGGAUAGCGAAUUGGAAAUAAAGCUGGCCUGUGUGUAAGAGGGCUUUUAACACGAAGGGGCAGUCCAGGUUUUCCGCUAUUACCUUUCACACAGCUGCCAGUCCACCUCUGAUACUACGUCGGAAGAUGUAACAUUUUGAGGUCUACUUCACCCCCCGAUUAUCCCCGUACCUUUCAAGACGGAUAGCGAGCCGGGAAAACGGCCGCUUGGAUGGGGACGGUGUACAGGGGUGGUUCAGCUUGAUUCCUUGCAUGCCGCACGGAUGCAGGACAACGAGCCGGAAAAAUCCCUGCUUGGAUGGCCAGUGUGAAAGGGGCGCCGGUCCACGUCUUUGCUUCGUACCUUCUGGAAGCGAGGACGGCCACCGCUAUGAAGCCUCAAGUGCGAGGAGCCUCCUUUCCCGCACACACCACUGCUCAUCCGUUCAGAUGUGAUUUUUCUAUUUUUUCAAUGUAGCAAAAGCAAUACUAAAGACAUUUGAAGGGUUUGUACACAACAAGCAGGAUCAAAUUCUAGUUGUUUUUUUUGUAUAGCGGCAGAGGUGGGGGGGUUAGUAGCUCGUAGAAGUGCAAAGAUGACUGAAGCACCUGUAGCAUCAAACUGAAACAGUCUACACUUGUCAAGAUGAAUCUCAGGUAGACGUUUGAUUUAGGAGCCGGCGUGCACAUUUCACUUCGUGGUGGACUGACUUUUGAACUGCAACCGCCAACCGCACUCCCGUUCCCUUUGACCCCGCUCCCCCCCCCCGACACUGUCGGUGUCCUUUUUGUGCACAAGCGAAUGCAAAGUAGAUUGUUUGCGCCAAAUAGUUUCACUUGCAUCACCGACAACCAUUAA
Messenger RNA from Phycodurus eques (leafy seadragon), 3206 nucleotides. RefSeq names its product transmembrane protein 200C-like. The record is from RefSeq and is a predicted model, not a curated record. The coding region runs from base 118 to 1482 and encodes 454 amino acids. NCBI's taxonomy places the organism in Eukaryota, Metazoa, Chordata, Actinopteri, Syngnathiformes, Syngnathidae. The transcript is spliced from 2 exons.